Molecule: messenger RNA, 2385 nt
Organism: Cotesia glomerata
Lineage: Eukaryota; Metazoa; Arthropoda; Insecta; Hymenoptera; Braconidae
Gene: Alg10
Product: putative Dol-P-Glc:Glc(2)Man(9)GlcNAc(2)-PP-Dol alpha-1,2-glucosyltransferase
Exons: 4
Coding region: 447-1877 (476 amino acids)
Biological process (GO): protein N-linked glycosylation; dolichol-linked oligosaccharide biosynthetic process
Cellular component (GO): endoplasmic reticulum
Molecular function (GO): dolichyl pyrophosphate Glc2Man9GlcNAc2 alpha-1,2-glucosyltransferase activity
Source: RefSeq, a predicted model, not a curated record
AUAUUUGUGCCAUUUUGAAUAAUCAAGCAUCGAAGGAUAAAUGCGAUCCGGCUUUACUGAUUAUACAUAAAAUAUAAAAUACGUAAACAACAAAGAAAUAUAUACUUAUAUAUUUUGACGUACAGUAUUAUUGUUUUGGUUUUUGAGAAAUGUUUCGAAUAAGAUUUGUGUCAAUAAGUUAAUUUGAUGGGUUGUUGAAAAACGGUGGGAAAGUUAUUUUGGAACGACUAUUUAUAAGUUUUCCGGCUAAUUUUGGGGUUGGGAGUUUAUUCUUUUUUUUGGUUAUGUAUACGCGUCAUUAUUGUGUUGAUUAUUUAAUUUGUCACAUACGUUUACUAAAUAUUGACUUAAAAUUUAUGAAAUAACAUAUUUUGUAUUUAUAUACGGGAUUAAUUAUAUAUUUUUAAAUUAUUGAACAUAUUUUUUUUUUUAAUAAUUUAUCCAUAAUGGUUAUUAUAAAAAGUUUAUUUCUGGAGGCGAUCAAUCGACCGAUUAUUUAUCAAUCAAUUGUAUCGUUUACUUUUGUUUUAUUGACAACAUUAUUAUUUUUAUUUCUUAAUAAAAUACAACCGGACCAUUACAUUGACGAAGUUUUUCAUAUUCCUCAAACAAAAAAAUACUGCAAUGGUUCCUUCUUUGAGUGGGACAAAAAAAUCACGACACUUCCCGGACUUUAUAUACUAUCAGCUAUAAUAUUAGCACCGUUUCAGCUAUGCACCACAAUAUACUUACGUAGUAUUAAUCUAGCCGGUACAUGUAUUAAUUUGUAUCUAAUUUACCAAAUAUUGAGUACAAAAAAAUGGGUACAAAAAUGCAAAGCUGAAAAUAGAACCUGGUUACCGUUCAUGGUAUCAAUAAGUGUAACACUUUUACCACCACUGUAUUUUUGGCAUUUUCUAUAUUAUACUGACGUUUUAUCUGUAAACUUAGUCUUAAUGAUGUUUUUGUUACAUCAACGCCAAUAUUAUAAAAAUUCUGCGAUCAUAGGUGCCUUGGCAAUUUUAGCGAGACAAACAAAUGUUAUAUGGUUAAUAUUACUCAUGGGUGAAAGAAUUCUGACCAUAAUUGAAGCCGAAACUCCACAGAGUAUAUCAGCAUUACAGGAUAGAGGGAUCCAUGGAACGUCAAUUCACGCAAGGUUAAUCUGGAAUAAUGUUCGGCAUUAUGUUCAACGUGGGAUCGGUCAAUUCGGAUCAUUUGUGAUGCGUAUGAUCUCAUAUUUAAAGUAUCAAUUAACGGUAAUCCUACUAUUCGUAGCAUUUGUUAUAUGGAAUAGAGGCAUUGUAUUAGGAGACCGUAGCGCUCAUGUAGCAACAAUUCAUCUGCCUCAGAUAUUUUAUUUCUCCAUUUUUAUUUUGGCAUUCUCCUGGCCUUAUAUGUUGCCACAUGUCAAAUCAUUCGUACAAUGGAUCUGCAAACACUGGAUCAUCACAGGCUUAUGUUUAGCAAUUGUGACAGCGAUUGUUCACAGUAAUACGCUAGUACAUCCGUAUUUGUUAGCUGACAAUAGACAUUACGUUUUUUAUAUGUGGAACAGAUUUAUAGGACGUUAUUACUUUGCCAAAUACGCUUUAAUACCUUUAUAUGGAUUUGUAAUCUACGCCACGGUGAUGUGUCUCCAGGAUAUGAGAUACUUGUCAAAAGUGUUAUAUGCAGGAUGCAUCGCUGUUGUUUUGAUACCACAAUUAUUACUAGAACCCCGUUACUUUAUAAUACCGUACAUAUUAGUACGUUUGAGCUUGCCAGAACCAAAAUUAUGGCAGAUGUCUUUGGAAUUAAUGACAACUUUAGUUAUUAACUUUCUACAAUUUUAUAUAUUUGUUACUAAAACUUUUUAUUGGACUGACCAAGAAGGUCCACAGCGGUUAUCAUGGUGAUAAUUUAUUUAUAUUUAAGUAUUUAAAAUGACCAUUGAAAUAAAUUAAUAGGUUUAAAUAUAAUUUGAUUUUGUAUACUAAAAUUUAAUUUAGAUCAUUUGUUCAGUUAAAAUCAUUAAAAAAUUUCUUAGGUAGUACAAUAUUUCAAAUUUUAUUUCACGUCAAACUUCUUUUGACACUGUAAAAUCAUGUUUGUAAUUUAAUCCGUCUGCACUUGAAGAGCUUAAAAAAAAGUUUCAACGUUAGGAGGAAUAUUUAGAUAAUUAAAUUACAUAAUUUUAGUUUAUCGAUUAGUUUAGCGAUCUAAUAUAUUACAAGAAAAUUAUUUAAUGCUUAAAUGAAUAAUUUUUAGCUUACAUUACUAAAUUAUUUCAAUAAUUUAAUAAUUUGAUUGCUUUAUCCAUCACAAUCGAUUAAAUCGGUUAAGAUUGCCAAAAUUAUCAUACGACUGAUAAUGAAUAAUAAAAUUUUUAUAAAAUAUGUAUUGUAGAAAAGUUUAUAAAUAAUA